Suillus discolor is the source of this 1721-nucleotide messenger RNA. RefSeq lists its product as uncharacterized. The record is from RefSeq and is a predicted model, not a curated record. The transcript has a single exon. NCBI's taxonomy places the organism in Eukaryota, Fungi, Basidiomycota, Agaricomycetes, Boletales, Suillaceae. Bases 195 to 1721 code for a protein of 508 amino acids.
GAUCGAUAAACCAGUGCAUCACUGUGAGAUUAGCAGCAUAAUCUUCACAGGUGGAGGAUAUCACACGGGGAGAACACGUGCUGGAUAGCUAGAGCUCAUUUGCUUCCGAGUGUGCUGACUCCAUGCGCCCCAUCAUGUGCGCCACUUAAAAGAGCAGUUGUGGACCGUAUUCUGUGAAACGAAACAAAUGUACCAUGACCUACAAACAUCCCGUUGACAUCCAAACAGGUCAUUUUGACCUCGACGUAUCCGGGGUCGCAGGGUUCUUUGGGGGUGAAGAAGCCAUCUCUGCAAUGCAAACCAUUCAUCUUUACAAGUACCGAAAAUAUAUGGGAUGGUACAACUCACCUGGCAGCUGGAACGUUGGCAAAAAGUUCGGAAUGCUCGCAAAUUCGCGUUUGUGGGACGGACUUUUCCCCGGACCUAAUGAAGACCCCGCAAAAUUCUUCGAGCUUGAUGGCAAGCAGGGCCCAAAGUAUGUUGCCUCUAGAUCCGGAUCCAUCCUGGAGCACACCGGCCACCUUGCGUAUCUGAUGAUGCAGAUAUGUAAGGAAGAGUUAGGAGUGCAUGUAGGGGGAAGGGUCACGAAGCGGAAUAACGUGACUCUUGUCCAGACACAACUCGUUUUUGAGGAAUCAACGGCAAAAGAGAAACCGCCAGUACGCACGAUCCAACCUCAUGACGGGCGUCAAAAAUACGUUGCAAUUCUACCGAUAGCCGUCAGCUUCACCACAUGCGCACUUUGCGGAUGGACAUACGACUGGUUCUGUUGUUCGAUGAUCCUUCUUGGCAUCAUCUCAAACGGCAUGGCCUCCUUGGUCAUAGGGUCCGCAAGUUUAGAACUGCAAGGUGUGAAGUCAGCACCUACGGCUCCGCCCGGAGACGGAAUGCUGAUGGACGGCGAUAAUGUCGUCCUCCUGCUCGGGAAAGAGGAAGACGUCGCUACCAUUACGAGAGGCAGGUUCACUCUAAGCUAUGAGCCUUGGGUUAAGAUGAGGAGCAAGAAGGAAGAGAGGAAACGUUUCGUUCUUAGAGACGGAACGGGGUCGACCAAAUCAAACCGCAGAGGCGAUGCAGAGGACGGUUUUCGAAACAUUUCUUUAGACCAAGGUCCAAACCAUGAGGCCGUACCCGUUAAGGACGAGUAUGCUGCUAUUGGAUCGUGUUCGCUCCUGCUCGUCGCACAACUCCUUGCGCAACUGCUCUUGAUCCCCCAGGGCACAUUCUUUGGUCAAAUCAUGUUCCUGUCCUCUUUCGCAGCUUCGUGGGCGUACAACCUGUACUUGUCCUCAAUCGACAACGAGCAUAUCCAGGAAGAGUUACUCCUAGAAGCACUCAAUCUGAAUGAGCAACAUAUGCGGACUUACAGCCUUGGCACGAGAACAACUGCCGCCGUAUUCGCAUGCCUGAUGCUCCAGCCUCCUGGUGUUUAUGAAGAAUCGGAGUGGAAGAGACUAGGUUUCGAACCAGAAGGUAUCAUCCGCAAAUUCAUUCCAAAUGAUACGCCAGUAUGGACGACAUGGAGAGAAAAGGUCUUGGGUGUAAUGAGAGACCAGAAAGUUUGCAGCCGAGACACUUGCUACGAUUUGCUACAGAUGAGCGACCAGGAGAAAGAUAUGUUCAAGCCCAAUGACCAAAAGCUUCUCGAAAACCUGUUAGAGGACGCUCGCACCGCAUACGAACUGGCUGUGAACGAAAAGCUUUGGCUUAAGUGUGGCUGA